Messenger RNA from Dendronephthya gigantea, 2341 nucleotides. Its product is annotated as sphingomyelin phosphodiesterase-like. Gene Ontology annotation, biological process: ceramide biosynthetic process; sphingomyelin catabolic process. The record is from RefSeq and is a predicted model, not a curated record. The coding region runs from base 126 to 1931 and encodes 601 amino acids. Gene Ontology annotation, cellular component: lysosome. Gene Ontology annotation, molecular function: acid sphingomyelin phosphodiesterase activity. The transcript has 13 exons. NCBI's taxonomy places the organism in Eukaryota, Metazoa, Cnidaria, Anthozoa, Malacalcyonacea, Nephtheidae.
UAAUUUCGCAUUUCGUAGUAGAAGCCGGUUUAUAUUUGACACAAGAAAUUCUAUACGAUGUUGUGUAAAAUAAAAUAAACCUGCAUUUUUACAAUAAAUUGUGGAUAAAAAUAUCAAGCGUUAACAUGAGGAAUCGAGGAGUCAUAUUUGGUUGUCUUGUACUAAUGUACAAUUUUUCAUUGGCAGUUUUUUCACCUUUAGAAAGGAGUGACAACUCAGCUUCGGCUGAAUAUGGUGGAGUUACAACUGAACAGCUUCUAGCUUAUUCCAAUCAAGACAACAAUUACAACCUUUUAUCCAACGACAUUCAUUCAAUUUUCUCACCUUCUUUGAAUGGUCUCGAAUGUGAUGCUUGUAAAUUUAUGACAGGGCUAGUACAAUCUCUAUUUCGUCUAAAUCAGACGCAUGAAUUCAUUGAAAAAGCUGCUGCGUUUUGGUGCGUCAAAUUAAAAAUUGAAGACACGCGUGUUUGUACUGGUAUCAUUCCUGAGUUUCAAAAUGAAGUCUUAUCUGUUUUUGAUGAUGUUGGUUUGUCUCCGAAGGAAGUUUGUGGAUAUAUUCUUGGCCCUACUUGUGCUCAAGUGAGGAGUUUAUAUCCAGACUGGAAUAUUAGUUUAACCACUGUUCCUAAACCUCCAGUUCAUCCGACACCAUUGCCUAAAACUGGUUCCCCAACAUUUAAAAUACUUCAUUUAUCUGAUGUUCAUAUUGACCAUCAGUAUGCAGAGAACACAAGCACAGAUUGUGGAGAGCCACUGUGUUGCAGAAAAUAUAAUGGUAAAGGCAAAGCUGGUUAUUGGGGAUCGUAUCAGUGCGAUAUUCCAAUGAGAACAUUUGAAGCUACACUUAAACAUAUCAACAAAAUUCAUCAGCAUAUUGAUUUUGUUUAUUGGACUGGGGAUGUACCUUCCCACAAUGUCUGGAACCAGUCAAGGGCUGAUCAGAUCCAAGCAAUGGAGUCUGCAGUUAAGAUGUUCAUAAAAUAUUUCCCAGACAUACCAGUUUAUCCAGCUAUGGGUAACCAUGAGAGCACUCCUGUUAACAGUUUCCCACCACCUUAUGUAAAGGGUCACAGUUCAAAUAAAUGGUUAUUGGAUAGUUUUGCCGAUUUCUGGUCAUUUUGGUUGCCUCAGGAAACAAAAGCUACAAUAAAAAGGGGAGGAUAUUACACUGUCUUGCAUUCAAAGGGUUUUAGAAUUAUUUCAUUAAAUGAUAAUUACUGCAACAAUGAAAACUGGUGGUUAUUGAUCAACAAUACAGAUCCAGCUGGUGAGCUUCAAUGGCUGAUCAAAGUAUUGCAAGCUGCUGAGGACAAUAAGGAAAAGGUUCAUAUCAUAGGUCACAUGCCUGUGGGUCGUUCAACCUGCCUGAAGCACUGGAGUUGGAACUACUACAAAAUUAUUGAUCGUUACGAGAGCAUCAUAAUGGGACAGUUCUUUGGACAUACACAUCAAGAUCAUUUUGAAUUAUAUUAUGAUCUGAAUAAUAUAACCCGAGCUACAAAUAUUGCCUAUAUUGGCCCAAGUUUAACCACAUAUCAAAAUCUGAACCCAGGAUAUCGUACAUACACAGCAGAUGGGAGCUACAAUGAAUCUACCUAUGCCAUCUUAGAUCACUCAACUUACUAUCUUGAUCUUGUUAGUACUACAAAAGAUAACAUGGUGUGGAAAUUUGAAUAUAGUGCUAAGGAAGCCUACAGCAUGAGCUCUCUACAGCCCGCUGCAUGGGAUGAUUUUGUCACUCGUUUGGGACAGAACUACACCCUCUUCCAGACCUAUUACAAAUACAAAUGGAAAUGCUCCCCCUAUGGUGCAACAUGCAAAACUAGAGCUUGCAUUGUGGGUGAGAUGUGUGACCUGCGAUCAGGUAGAUCACAUGAUGAUGACACCUUCUGUAGGAAUGUCACCAGGCCUGAGUAUAACAUGUGCUGACAGAUUAUCACCAUUAGGAUCACACAUUGGGUACAAACAAAUUCUUAUGAUGGAUGAUCUUGGGUGAUGAAAUAUUGGGAAUUGAACAGAACGUUAUAUAUAACCUUAUCAUCAUGCAUACGAAUUGUAUAUUAUAAUAUUUCUAUAAAGUUUCAGAUUUAUAAAAUCAGAAGUGCUUUAAAGAAUGGAAAGACAGACGUUUGAGAAACACAGUGGUCACAAGUCAAGGAUGUGACACAAUUAAACUGGUCUUAACAACCCCCCUCCCCCUUAAUUUACUCGAUCUUUUAGAUAAAAACCUGCUCUAAAUGGUGCAGCAAGACAUUUGUGUUUUAUGUUCAGAGUAUUUGACGAAUAUUUGAUGUCUAAAAAAACGUCAAGCUAUGUGCUGAGAGUUAUGUUGCAUCAUA